UUAAUAAAACGAAACCCUAGUAACUCUCAUCAAAAUCUCUGUUAUUGUCUUCCCGAUUGUGAGGACGAAGCUGUUCAGCCCAAUCUCCAUCUUAGCACAGUACAGCAACUAUGGCGGCGAAGUUCGAUCUGACACCGCGGAUAGCGCCGCAGCUCGACCGCCACCUGGUAUUCCCCAUGCUUGAGUUCCUUCAAGAGCGGCAAUUCUACCCGGAUGAGGAUAUUCUAAAGACCAAAAUUGAGCUUCUCAAAGAUACCAACAUGGUUGAUUAUUCUAUGGACAUAUUCAAGUCCCUCUAUCACACCGAAGAUGUUCCUCAAGAAAUGGUGGAUCGAAGAGUUGAGGUUGUUGCAAGGUUGAAAGCACUAGAGGAGAGUGCAGCUCCCUUGGUCGACUUUUUGCAGAAUGCAAAUGCAGUUCAAGAGUUAAGAGCUGACAAACAGCACAAUCUUCAAUUACUUAAUGACCGUUAUCAGAUCGGCGCAGAGCAAAUUGAGGCAUUGUAUCAAUAUGCCAAAUUUCAGUUUGAGUGUGGAAACUAUUCUGGUGCUGCUGAUUAUCUAUAUCAAUACCGUGCUCUCUGCACAAACAGUGACAGAAUUCUGAGUGCAUCAUGGGGAAAGCUAGCAGCUGAGAUAUUAAUGCAGAAUUGGGAUAUUGCCCUAGAGGAACUGAAUCGCCUGAAGGAAAUUAUUGACUCAAAGAGUUUCUCGACACCAUUGCAUCAAGUUCAAGGCAGAAUUUGGUUAAUGCAUUGGAGUCUGUUCAUCUUCUUCAACCAUGACAAUGGAAGGUCCCUGAUCAUUGACCUGUUUAAUCAAGACAAGUACUUGAAUGCCAUCCAAACCAAUGCACCCCAUCUAUUGCGGUAUCUGGCUACAGCAUUCAUUGUUAACAAACGCAGAAGACCUCAGUUUAAAGAUUUUAUUAAGGUUAUUCAACCAGACCAGUACUCUUAUGCUGACCCCAUUACUGAGUUUUUGGCCUGUGUUUAUGUCAACUAUGACUUUGAUGCUGCACAACAAAAGAUGAAAGAGUGUGAAGAGGUAAUACUGAAUGACCCGUUCCUCGGAAAACGUGUUGAAGAGGGAAAUUUUUCAACUGUGCCAUUGAGGGAUGAAUUCCUUGAGAAUGCUCGUCUUUUUAUCUUUGAGACCUACUGCCGUAUUCAUCAACGCAUCGAUAUGGGGGUUCUGGCUGAGAAACUAAAUUUGAAUUAUGAUGAUGCCGAGAGAUGGAUCGUGAGUCUUAUCAGGACAUCUAAGCUUGAUGCCAAGAUCGAUUCUUUGACUGGAACCGUAAUAAUGGAACCUACCCAACCCAACGUGUAUGAGCAGCUAAUUGAUCAUACCAAAUCUCUUUCCGGGCGGACAUACAAAUUAGUCAGUCAGCUUCUUGAGCAUGCUCAGGCUCAAACACAGGCUGCCCGAUAGUCUUAUUGCUGAAUCUGAAGUGUCGAUUGGCAUUUGGUUUCUGGAGAGCUUUGUUUUGGUGAAGUUACUGAUUUUGGUGUUGUUGGAUCUUUAGCUAAUCUUCUAGAGAAUUCAAAAUCUUGAGGCUUAAUGAUUUUAGUGAGAUAUUGACUCAUUUAAAUUAAUUUUGAUAAUUGUGGAGACCUGUAAAAUGUUAAAACGUUUAAUGUUAAAAUUGACUCUUGAUUAUUCAAGAACAACUUGGCUUUAUUGGAAUCAUUGAUGAGUUGUCUUAAA
Molecule: messenger RNA, 1709 nt
Organism: Cuscuta epithymum
Lineage: Eukaryota; Viridiplantae; Streptophyta; Magnoliopsida; Solanales; Convolvulaceae
Source: the annotation of a GenBank genome assembly